Molecule: messenger RNA, 3771 nt
Organism: Austrofundulus limnaeus
Lineage: Eukaryota; Metazoa; Chordata; Actinopteri; Cyprinodontiformes; Rivulidae
Product: myosin-13
Biological process (GO): protein localization to cell-cell junction
Cellular component (GO): myosin complex; bicellular tight junction
Source: RefSeq, a predicted model, not a curated record
AUGACCAAUCAGACCCGCCGACGCGGGUGUUUCGGCUCGGACCCGCCCCCUCAUCUUCCUCCUUCCAGUUCGUCAUCUCCGACCCUCCUCUUCGUCGUCUCCUCCCGUCAGGAACUCGGACAACCGGGUCGCUUCGCCUCGCGCUCGGCCGGCCGAGGCGACCCGGACGCUUUCUUCACGAAGAGCGGCUGCAGGGACGGACGAAAACAAUCAGCUAAAAACUGGUGGAGUUUUGUCGGCGUUCCCAGUUCCCGUCCGGAUCAGGCAGCAGCCCGUCAGUCUGCAGCAGAGCUCCGCGAGGACCAGGACCAGGACCAGGACCAGGACCAGGCUCCAGACUUCCUGAGAAGCCAAGAGGAACUUCCUGUUUCUGAGGAAGAACUUCCUGUUUGCGAGGAGGAACUUCCUGUUUCUGUGGAGAAACUACGGCAGCAGAUAGAGGACAAAGUUAAACUCCUGCAGUUACCUUCUGCCAACCAGCAGGUGUUUGAGCAGAAGACAGGACAGGAAGAAGUGCUGAGGUUUGCUGUUCUGAGUCAGGAGCUGACCUUUCACCUCCAGCAGCUGCAGAAACAGACCGAGCAGGAGCUCAGCAGCAUCCAGACACAACUCGGUGAGAUCGAAGGCCGCCGGCAGCAGCUGACCUUUGACCUUUCAGAUUUUCAGAAGAAGAAGAAACAAAUCGAAGAAGAGCUGAAGAGAAGCUCCGGCCUUCAGACGUCCACACUUCGGCUGUGCGCUGUCCGGGAGCUUCAGGUUUUCAUCACCGAGCGUUUGGUCCAAUCAGAGAAGUUGGUGUUCCAGGAGCAGGCACUGAGCGCGCUCCGAAACCUGCUGACCCAGGACCUGCUCCGGUACCAGGAAGAGACUCGGAAACUGACCCGUUUCACCCAGAACCUCCUCGGAAGAUCAGCCGAAGGAGAAACCUUCAUCAGGACUGAAGGUGACCRAAGCAUGCAGGGAAAGAACGAGACCAAACAGGAAACCAACAUGGCGGGUGUCAUCGACAGCCCCCCCAGAGUCUUCAACAGUCCGUACAUCUCGACCACAUCGAUGGAAUAUAAUCCAUCUCACAGAAUGUCUGAGUUUAAGGUCCAGGGUGGACUGUCUCCUGCCACCUCAGAACUGAACCUGUACAGCUUCAACGGCCGCAGCCCCAGUCCGAUCGGGGUCCCCAGCYCCACAGUCACUGCCCCCCGCUCACGCUUCUCCGCCUACGAGACGCUGAGGAGGAGGACCGAUGUGGUCAACACACAGGUGGCGCCGGUCCACUACACCAUGAGGUCCGCCACCCUAGGGAACCCCAACAGAAAGGACUUUAUAGAAGAACUGACCAAACAGCUGGACACCUGUCAGAAGCGUAAUCAGUUCUUGGAGGCAGAGAGUGUUGAGAUGGAGAAGGAGAGGAACCAGAUCAGGUUCGAGAUGCGGGCCCUGCUGGUGAACAAUGAGGACUUGUUGAGGACCAACACCCAGCUGAACAACGAGCUGAAGAGGAACAGGGAGCAGUUCCUGGAGAUGGAGAAGGACAACCAGUCUCUGAGAGACAGAAUCAGGGAGAUGGAGAUCGAAGUGAAAGAAGCUCGAGAGAUGAUGGUGGAGGCCAAYACUCAGGAGUACGCCUUCAACUUCCUCCAGCAGUCGCUGAAGAACAAGAUUCAGGACGCAGAGGAGAACCUGGAGAAACAAACGCAGCACGCUCAGACUCUGGCUGAGAAGCUGUGGUUGGCGGAGAGGAAGGUGGAGGAGCUGGAAGUGGACAAAGAAACUCGAGACAAGAAGACGUCUGAACUCAGCAGCUCCAUCCAGAGGCUGGAGGACGAGCUGAGUGAAGCCGUCCAGAUGUCCACGCAGGCCUCGGCAGAACUGAACCUGCAGCAGAAACUACGAGACGACGACCAGGCCAGGAUGGAGGAGCUGGAGGAGGCUCUUCUGGAGAAGGACCAGGAGGUUCAGAAACUUCAGGCUCUCGUGGUCAAACUGCAAGGAGAGGUCUCAGGUAAGCUGAUCGAUAAGGAGCGGACUCUGGAGGAGGAGAUCCAGCUGAGGGAGCGGCUGCAGCUGCAGUGUAAGCAGGCUGAGAGGACGGUGGACGACCUGACCAUGGACCUGCAGAACACCAACCAGGCCAAGGACGACCUGGCCAAACAGCUGAAGCUGGCUCAGGAGAGGCUGAUCGACCUGGAGGCUGAAGCAGAGGAGCUGCAGGAGAGCGAGCAGAGGUGGGCCGCCAAGCAGAAGAGGGCCAUCGAGCAGACGGAGCAGCUGCAGCUGAAACUGAUCCAGGAGAAAGAUCUGAACGACCAGCUGGAGACGGAGAAGGCCCUCAUGGAGCGGCAGCUGCGGGAGCUGCGUCUGGAGGUGGAGGAGCUGCAGAGCUCCAGGCUGCAGGAGGACGUCGUGUCGAGAGCCGAGAGUCGCGUCAAAGACCUGGAGAACGCCCUGCGGACCGAGGAGAGGAACAAGCUGAGCCUGAUGAACACGGUCAGUAAGCUGGAGCGGAGGAUCAACGAGCUCAGUGACCAGAUGGAGGAGGAGCACCGCAUCACCACCGAGCAGAAAGAGCUGAUGAACCAGAGGAUCCGCUCGYUGAAGCGUCAGCUGAACGAGGUGGAGGAGGAGGCCAGCAGGAAGGAGGCGCAGUGCCGCCACACGCAGAGGGAGCUGGCCGAGGAGCGGGAGACCAGCAGCCGCCUGCAGAGGCAGCUGCUGGACCAGCACCUGCAGAGCAAGCGGAAGGAGAACCUGACCAUCCGGCAGACGCUGGACAACCUGCGGCUGGACCUGAGCGCAGAGGAAGAUGAUGAUGAUGAUGAUGAUGAUGAUGAUCAGCCGCAGGAACAAACAAACUCCACGGUCACCAAAGUUUAACAGGCUCCGCCCACCUGGAGGAAACCUGUGGGAAUCUGCUGGAGCCAAGAGAAACACCAGGAAACUGUUUCCUGUAGCGGCUCAACUCGGCCUUUCACAAUAAGAGCGUGAACCACUGGUUAGCUUUAGUUMAACAGAAACGUGUGGAUUCAUCAGAUUUACACGUCAGGCUGGGUUUUUCUGCGAGUCGAGAAACACGGAUCUGUUGAAACUGAUGUUUGUUUCGUCAUUAAGUUUAAAAUGCUGAUAAAUGUUAACUCCCUCUAGUGGUGAACAGGUGGAACUGCUGGUUCUGUGUUUUAAACAGGUUCUAUGAGGGCAAAAGUUUUAAGCCUUUCAUUUAUCCUCAGUAUUUGUUUGGUCAUUUUACAGGGUAAGAAAACAAACUGAUAGUAGCUGUUAGUUUUAACUCUGGGGAAUCUUUAAAAAAACACAACAAAAAACAGUUUAUUAAACCAGAAACAUCACUAAAUGUUUAUUUAUACAUUGUUUUUGUGAUUUUAAAUGUGUAGGAAGCUAAUUUGAAAUGUAUUUAAGGUGGUUUGCUGCUGUCAGGUUGUGCCUUCUGCAGGAAGUGAAACUAAAACUUUUAACUCUGUUAGUUUUUAUUCAUGUAAAUAUUCUGAUUUUAAUCUGCUGCUCGAAGGAAUCGGAUCAUUUAACAGAACAUGUUCGUCACGUUUACAUUUGCUGCUUUAGCCUUUUUUAAGUGAGCAUCACUAAAUAUAAAGCUGAUUUCUACAGGUUUAUUGUAUCGUUUAACUUCUUAAAACAAAAAAAGAAGCGGGUUCCAAGUAUUUUUUUAAACUGCCAUUUUUACUGUUCUCAGCUUCACUCUACUGGGUAUUUAUUGUUCCUCACUUUGGUGUAACCUACAAAUAAAAGUUUUAUCAGUCUUAA